AUGGCUCGCUUCUACACGGCUUCGAUCCUGAUUGCGGUGGAGGCACUGUGGGAUCGCAAUGUCGUGUAUCGAGACCUCAAGCCGGAGAAUGUGAUGCUCGACCAGGAGGGUUACGUCAAGAUCAUCGACUUUGGAGUCUCGAAGAAGCUUGGGGACAGAGAGAGCCGCACUUACACUGUGGUCGGCACCCCGCACUACAUGGCCCCGGAGGUUUUCCAGGGCAAGGGCUACGGAGUGGAGGUCGACCUCUGGUCCCUGGGCAUCAUGCUCUUCGAAUUUGUCUGUGGCUACUUGCCUUUUGCCUCGAGCCUCAACGAGCCGCGACAGGUGUGCUCUGCCAUUCUGCGGGGGAAGCUGAAGUUUCCGUCCGCGUACAAGGACGAGGUGGGCCGCGACCUCAUCAAGGGGCUGCUGACGCAGCCGGUGUUGAAGCGCCUCGGUGCCGGUGUCAACGGACUCCAG
This is a messenger RNA of Symbiodinium sp. CCMP2456, 462 nucleotides long. Lineage: Eukaryota; Dinophyceae; Suessiales; Symbiodiniaceae. The record is from the annotation of a GenBank genome assembly.